Scophthalmus maximus (turbot) is the source of this 2141-nucleotide messenger RNA. It is a transcript of the gene kcnj1a.1, whose product is annotated as potassium inwardly rectifying channel subfamily J member 1a, tandem duplicate 1. Gene Ontology annotation, biological process: regulation of monoatomic ion transmembrane transport; potassium ion import across plasma membrane. The coding region runs from base 177 to 1298 and encodes 373 amino acids. Gene Ontology annotation, molecular function: ATP-activated inward rectifier potassium channel activity. Gene Ontology annotation, cellular component: plasma membrane. NCBI's taxonomy places the organism in Eukaryota, Metazoa, Chordata, Actinopteri, Pleuronectiformes, Scophthalmidae. The transcript is spliced from 2 exons. The record is from RefSeq and is a predicted model, not a curated record.
ACGAGGAGGACACACCUAAACUCGUGCGUCGAUCACUUGUGAACAGGACAAACACACAGCGGGGACGAGAGAGAGAGAGAGAGAGAGAGGGAGGGCUGGACAGUUCCGACCCGCUUUUGGAUGUGCGUCAAACAAGUCUCGCUUGGUAUCGUUGGAGAGUCGUGGGCUCGUGGAAAAUGUUCGGAUCCGUGAACAAACGUAUCCACGAAACUCUGGCUGAGCGAAAGAAACGCAGGGCCAGACUGGUGACCAAAGACGGUCGCUGCAACAUCGAAUACGGAAACAUCAAGUACAGCGAACACUUUGCCUUCCUGGCUGACUUCUGGACCACCUUUGUGGAAAUCCGCUGGCGCUUUGUUCUCUUCUUCUUCAUCGCCUCUUUUACCCUCAGCUGGUUCAUUUUUGGCCUGCUGUGGUACUGGAUCUGCCGCAGUAAUGGAGACCUGACAUGGCAAAGCCCCCCAUUGGGUCACACUCCAUGCGUUGAGAAUGUUGAAGGUCUCACCACAGCGUUCCUCUACUCCCUCGAGACCCAGACAACUAUUGGGUACGGUGGACGAGCGCUCACCCCUCUCUGCCCGGGUGCUGUGGCCCUUCUCAUCAUCCAGUCCCUCCUCGGAGCCAUCAUCAACUGCUUCAUGUGCGGAGUGAUCCUGUCCAAAAUCUCUUCGCCUAAAAAGAGGGCCAAAACCAUCUCAUUUAGUGAAAUGGCAGUCAUCAGCCCCAAAAACGGCUCUCUUUGCCUGUCAAUCAGAGUGGCCAACCUGCGCAAGACCCUGAUGAUAGGAAGCCAGCUCUACGGCAAGCUGCUGAGAACGACAAACACGCCAGACGGGGAGACGAUCAUCAUGGACCAGAUGAAUAUCGACUUCACGGUGGACGCUGGCAAAGACAACCUCUUCUUCGUUUGCCCACUCACGCUCUACCACAUCAUUGACAAGAGCAGCCCUUUCUUCGAGAUGGCGGUGGACACGCUCCACAAGCAAGAGUUUGAGCUGGUCGUCUUCCUGGACGGCACGGCGGAGUCCACCAGCUCCUCCUGCCAAGUGCGGACCUCCUUUAUUCCUUCGGAGAUCAUGUGGGGCUACAACUUCUUGCCCAUCAUUUCCAGAAGCAAGGAGGGCAAGUACAGAGUAGAUUUCUCCAACUUCUCCAAGGUGGUGCAUGUGGCUACUGCACACUGUGCCUACUGUUUCCACAACAUCAAGGGCCACCACCACCACUCCAGAGAGGGACAUGACAACCCGGGCUUUGAAGUGAUCAACAUCAACGAUCCCCCAAAUGUCACCAAGUUGUGAGGCGGUGGAGACAAUGACUUAUCUGUAUCUCAAUGAGAAACUCUUGAAGACACUUAAGGACAAACUGGAGCUAGAGGCAGGUGCGGUGACCUGAUGGCAGGCAGCACAUUUUGUAGCAUUUAAAUAUGAAGUAAUGAAAACCUAUUUAUUCGUCAUUCGUUUGUGUUCGGCAGAGAUAAGGAAUCAGUCUGUGGGACAGGACAGUAAUUUGAAUGUAAAGCCACACCUGCCACUGUGUACUGACCCGAAACCUGUUUUCUAAAGGGAGGUCGUGAAAGAUGGUCAAGCGACAAUUCAAGAACAGAAAGAGAAAGUUUAUUUCCAAGUACACGUGUGCUCUUGCGGUAUGUGAAGACAAAUAGUUCUUAUUUACCUUUGACCUUGCACGUCUGGUUUACCAAGUAUGGCAAAUGCAUUGUCCUGUACGUACGUCUGGCAAUUACUUGAAGGACCAAUGUUGGGGGGGCAGUUCUAGUGAGAAAACGAUAAAGUAGUUGUUCAACAAUUCAUGCUACUGUAGGCUGUCGUGCAUAAAGAGACACUUGGACUUGAAGCAUUAGCGUAUGCUUGAACUAUUCAGACACUAAGUCACUAGCAAAAGGGUUGGGCUCUGAAGCCACUGUGUGAUGUACUGUAACUGUGGUUUUCCUCUCGAGUGAAGACAUUGUGAGAGAACAAAGCUCUCAGGAAAUGCGUAAAGAUAUGGCUGCAUGCAGCAAUGACUGUACUUUGAUCAGAGUCAAAUUUGUUUGUAAAGUCUUUUUUUGUAUUUGAUAUGGGGGGGAGGUAUACAUUGUUAUAAAGGCUAUUUUUGCAUUUUAAAAAAAGGAAAGAAAUACUUGU